This is a messenger RNA of Tripterygium wilfordii, 2999 nucleotides long. RefSeq lists its product as uncharacterized. The transcript has 2 exons. Bases 393 to 2735 code for a protein of 780 amino acids. The record is from RefSeq and is a predicted model, not a curated record. NCBI's taxonomy places the organism in Eukaryota, Viridiplantae, Streptophyta, Magnoliopsida, Celastrales, Celastraceae.
GAUUAAGAGGCCCCGAAAAAAGUCGGGUAUCCCAAGGACAUUUACGGAAGGCCACACACAAAGAACGUUUCGUUUCGUUUCAUUUCCAUUCUCUGAUUCUCCCGGUCUCCCCUCUUGCAGAAGGAAGGCAGAAGUAUCCUCUCUCCAAUCUCAGGCAGUCAAACUUAGAGUCUCGGCGUCGGAGUUGGAGCCCGAGCCCUGUCAAAUUCGAUCACGAGUCUCCCUCGCAGUCUCAUCGGAACUUUCUCUCCCUCUCGUGCUUCUCAGGUCGUGGAAUUGUUUAUGCGGCUUCUUCUUGUGUCAUGAGAAAUCGCAGCAGUAGAGAGUAAUGGUUAGACCAGGUCAGUAGUGUGGUGACUCUGGUGAAAUAGAGAACCGUAUAAGCGAGUGAAAUGGAAUGCAACAAAGGAGAAGCCACCAGGGCAAAAGAGAUCGCUGAGAAAAAGUUUUUAUCAAAGGACAUAGUUGGGGCUAGGAAAUUUGCUCUGAAGGCUCAGAAUUUGUAUCCAGAGCUUGAGGGGGUUUCCCAGAUGAUAGAGACAUUUGAUGUCUAUAAUCAUGCCGAGAACAAAAUUAACGGUGAAGCUGAUUGGUAUGGGAUACUUGGUGUUAACCCACAAGCUGAUGAUGAAACAGUGCGGAAACAUUAUAGGAAGCUGGCUCUGAUGCUUCAUCCUGAUAAGAACAAGUCCAUAGGAGCGGAAGGGGCAUUUAAAUUUAUUUCAGAGGCAUGGAGUUUGUUAUCUGAUAAAGGUAAGAGAGCAGUGUAUGACCAGAAGAGGAAAGGAAGAGGUUUUCAUAAGGUUUCAACUCCUGGUGGAGGUUCCUCGGCAUCACGUGGCACUAAUGGUUUCAACAAUUUGACCAAAAGUACUGCUUCAAAUGCGAGGGCAAACAAGAGUUCCUCUCGGGCUUCUCAAUAUUCAACUCCCACUUCAUCUCACAAGUCUAAAUCCAAUACGUUUUGGACUGUGUGCCAUCGAUGCAGGAUGCAAUACGAGUAUCUUAGGGUUUACCUUAAACAUAAUUUGUUAUGUCCCAAUUGCCAUGAGCCAUUUUUGGCUGUGGAGACACCUCCACCACCGGCCAAUAGUUCUAAACCCACCACUUCAUGGACUUUUCCCCAGGAGCAGCCACAGAAUUUAAAUGAUAAAGCAGCAAGAAAUUCAGGAAGGAAAACUGCAAGCUCACGAAAUGUGGGAACGAGUGAGUUCAAUAAUGCUGACUCGUAUAACCAAACAAAUUAUCAAGGGGGGCUAUAUUCAAGAACAGGUGGUGCUUAUGCUGCUCAUGUCGCAAAUGUGGUUCAGCAAGCAUAUGAGAAAGUGAAACGUGAACGUGAGGGGGCACAGGCAGCCACAAAAAGAGAGGAGGCUCAGAGAAAGCGCAAUGCCUCAAAGAGGACAAGUAAUGUGUCAUCCAGCGGGCAUAAUUCAGCCAAAAGAAGAAGAGGAACAGAGUCUGGUUCAUAUUUCUCAGAUCAAAUGGGUGUUGAAACUGGAGGUGUUGGCAAGGCUAAUUUAUCUGGAUCCAAACAAGAUGGUUUUGAAACAAGUAGGGCCAAUAGUAUCACAAAGCUUAAUAGUGCAAGGGACAUGUUCCAGUUUGAAAUUCCAAGUGUAUUGAUGCAGAAGGCUAAGACAAAAAUAUGUAAGAGACUACAUGAGUGGAAUUCAACCACAGCAGAUAAAAUAGAAUCUCAAUGGGAGGAAAGUACAAAUGAGAAAGCAAACGGAAGAGGAGAACAAUAUUUGGUAAACACUGACACCCGUGAUGAAGACAAGUCUGGCCAAUCAGUUGACGCUAAUGAUGGAGUAUGUCAAAUCAAUUCUCUUUCUGGAACCUCUUCUGUCAAUUUGGAAACUGAAACCUUGCAAACUUUGUCUAUUAUUGUCCCAGAUCCUGAUUUUCAUGAUUUUGACAAGGAUCGUACUGAAAGAUCGUUUGGAGGUGGUCAGGUAUGGGCUGUGUAUGAUGAUGAUGAUGGGAUGCCCCGUUAUUAUGCCAUGAUUCACAAUGUGAUUUCUUUUGAUCCAUUUGCGGUAAGAAUCAGUUGGCUUAAUUCAAAAACUAAUAGUGAACUGGGUUCACUAAACUGGGUCACCUCUGGUUUUCCAAAAACUUGUGGGGAUUUCAGAGUAGGCAGACACAGGAUCUAUAAGUCACUCAAUUCUUUUUCGCACAAGAUUAGGUGGACCAAAGGUCCAUGUGGUGCCAUUCAGAUAUAUCCCAGGAAAGGGGAUGUUUGGGCACUCUAUAGAAACUGGACACCUGACUGGAACGAGCUGACCGCAGAUGAAGUGAUACACAAGUAUGACAUGGUAGAAGUGCUUGAAGACUUUGAUGAAGAUCAAGGUGUAAUUGUUACUCCUAUUGUCAAAGUUGCUGGAUUCAAGACAACCUUUCAUCGACACUUGGAUAUCAAAGAAAUCAGGAGGAUUCCGAGAGAAGAGAUGUUUCAAUUUUCCCAUCUUGUUCCUUCAUACUUACUUACAGGUCAAGAAGGCCCAAAUGGUCCAAAGGGCUGCCUGGAGUUAGACCCUGCGGCUACUCCAUCAGACCUUCUUCAAGUGAUAACAGAUGUACAGGAAGAAGAGAUUGUGGAGAAUGGUGAAAGGAACGAAGUGAAAACUGUGGUUAACAACGAGACUUGGGUAGAAAAUCGAAUCGAUAAUGGUCAAAAGAAUGAAGAGGAAGCUCUGGGUAACAACGAGACGUGUAUAGAAAAUUCUUGAUUGUUCGGUCUAGGGUUCCAAAAUUAAAAAGCUACAAUUGUUUUAUGUAAAUGGAAGCAAAAGCUCAACGAAAGUCCAGAAGUGACCAGGCCAUCUCUGUAAUGAGUGAUCUGAAUAUUGCCUACCAUUGAUGGCAAUUGGAUAUUAUAUGUUACAAUUUGAGGUGAAAGACGGACAAUAUAGUUAUCAUUAGGAAACCAGUAUAUAUUUACCAGUCUUGUUGGAUCUGUACUGCUUGUUGAUCAUCAUAUUGUUGUUAUUGGA